This is a messenger RNA of Lytechinus variegatus (green sea urchin), 4279 nucleotides long. RefSeq lists its product as uncharacterized. The transcript is spliced from 10 exons. Bases 103 to 1743 code for a protein of 546 amino acids. The record is from RefSeq and is a predicted model, not a curated record. NCBI's taxonomy places the organism in Eukaryota, Metazoa, Echinodermata, Echinoidea, Temnopleuroida, Toxopneustidae. Gene Ontology annotation, molecular function: GTPase activity; GTP binding.
CACAAUUACCUUUUAAACCGGAAGUUAUAAAGUUUGUCGGUCGUCGAUUAAAAAAAAAUGUUUACUUAUUUUAUUUAUUAAUUUUCUUUUGUUUGAAGCAAUAUGGGUACUGGAUGUAGCAGUGGAUAUGCCCUGGAUCCAGGCAUUGGGAGUAUCCCAAGCUUCAAGAUAGUACUAGUUGGUGAUGCUGAAAGUGGAAAGACAAGUGUUUUCAUGCGCUACUUCAAAAAUCAGUUUGAUUAUAGCUACCGGCCUACAACUACAGUCAAUAUAGAGAAUGUAGUGAAGAAGUUGAAUGUUCCAGAGCAUACUGUGGUUUCCAUGGCGAUGUGGGAUCUACCAGGCAGGGAAGAGAUGGACCUUCGUACAAGCUAUUACAAAGAUGUUGAUGCUGCUAUUGUUGUAGCUAAUAUCGCAGAUCAGGAAAGUGUGGAACUCGCUAGCACAUGGAAACAAGAUAUCCUGAACCAUGCUGUCGUCUCCAAGAAGAGGGUUGUCAGUACCGCUGAGGGGUCAAAGGUCGUGACUGACUAUGAGCCGGCCGAUCACACACAGAUUCCAGUUCUCUUGCUAGGAAACAAGUAUGAUUUGGUGGAAGAAAGACAUGCACUGCAGGAAGAGAAUGGGAAUGAAGAAGAAGACAAACCAAUGCUGAUUGAAGAUAACAAGGAUGCAGAUACCCAUAGUCUAUCAAAGAAAGAUGAAGAUGAUGUUAUCAACACCAGGGAUGAAGACGGAGGAGGAGGAGGAGAUAGGUCAAGCCCCGGUGCUGAGAAGAGGGAUGUAGAGUCUGAAAACCCUGGAAAAGAUGAAGAGGUGGAGGAUAGAGGGAAGGAAGGAAAGGAGGAGAAGGAUAUGAUGGUAUGGAAGUAUGAGGAACAGCAAGAGGUGGAGGAGGUACCGGCUGAGAUCCAGUUCCUGGAGGACUUUACAGAGAAACAUGGAUUUGUUGGCAGCGUUGCGGUCUCUGCAAAGAAUGCUGAUGGCAGCGUUCAUGCUGCUAUUCAGGCUCUUAUCAGACAUCUCAUCGAACGAAAGUUAAAGGACCGAACCCUGGACAGGAUGACAGAGGUCAAGGUCAAUAGGGUAAAGGUCAUAAAGGGCAAGAAGAAAAAGAAGAAAGACCCGAAAGCAUUUGAACCCCUGGAUAAAACUGGUAUCAAAGAGCUUGAUAGUCUAUUCAACAAAUGCAACCGCCACAUGUCUCUGAUCCAUGAGACCAGACUAGUAUACAGACAGUCUGUGCGUCUCUUCAAGAGCCAAUGUAUGGAAGCAGAGAUGGUUCCAGAAGGACCUAAGUGUUCUAUGGAAGACUGUGUGAGUGGCAUCAAGGCAUCCCUGGAGAAGGACAGUCUAGAGUUACUGGCUGAAGAUGAGAAUGGCUUUGUGACUCUCCUAGUGAAAGGACAGGAAAUGGAUGAAGAUGAGAAAUCUGAAGACAUGAGAGAUUUACUUCAAACAUUCCAAACAGAGGUAGCCGUAGCAAGCAGGACAAUACUUCAUGAGUGUCCUGGUGCCAUCGCUGCCCUUCAGAAGCUGGACGGCCAGAUUGAACAGGACUGUGAGGGCGCCAUCAAGAGGGCACAGCAGGAGAAUCCACUUACUACGCGAGAGCUGCGCAGUAUCCAGGAUGCUGUUGAUAUGAGUCGGGCUCGCAUCAAGCACUCGUCUGCGAUGGCGCAUGAAUGCCUACAGGAUGUCGAGAGUUCGUAUAAGAAGAUCAAAGCUGCAAUGAUUUGGUAACAAAUUUAUGUGGUGUCUAAGAAAUUUUGGGAAUUUUGAAGGGUGUCAAAAUUGUGGUGAUGUCAUGAAGGGUUUCCAUAUUUUGGACUGAAUUUUGAAAUCAGGUUGGUGUUUCACAUAGAUUUAAGUUUGACUUAAACCAUGCUAAGGUGCCAAUAUGCAAGUAUUAUUAGCACAGGUCCUUUGUGCAUGGUUUGGUUUGACCAAUACAGUUAUGCAAUACUACAAUACAUGCAACAGGGAAUUGAAGUGUGAUUUUUAGUCAGACUUAAAUCUUUGUGAAACACUCCAAGAUCCAUGCUAUUUGUAUUCAGGUCACCGAUGAAGAGUUUUGGUGUAUAAAAAAGCUCAUUGUAGGUUAUUACCAGGUAGAGUGUUUCAUCAAGCUGUUUGUAAGUUACAUGUAUGAGCAACUUUACGAAUGACUGGUGAUCCUUUCUUAGGCUUCAAGUCAACAUCAAUGUCAAGGAAAAUUUGGUGUAGGCCUAUAUCGUUUACUAAAAAAAGAUCACCAGUCAUACAUGAAAUCAUUUAUAAGUUAUGAAACUCCCACCAGGUCUUCUGAUCAAUUUUGAUUGGCAUAUCUAGAUGUCAUAUAUAGUGCUAUUGAUUCAAGAGUGGAAAGUAUUCUCAACUAUGAAUAGCCAGCAGUGGCACAAUCCUUAAUCUGAAAAGCAUGUUCAGGUUACUCUGCCAAAGUCUAAGCAUUUUUCAGACCAGAUUAUUCAAAAUAUGUAUUAUAUGCCUCUUCUAAGUCAAAUUUCUUCUCUUUAGUUGAACAGAUUUUGACUUAGGCAGAGUUACCUGUAUGUUGAUUCUAUUGUUGUUUUGGAUAUGAAGAUCACAAGGAAUGAGAUCAAGUUGAGUUGCUGGCUUUCCAUAGUCUACAUUGCUUUGAAUCAAUCAUUUUUUUAUAUAUAUAAAACAGUGUCUAUGUACUGUAGGUUGGGAGGGGGUGGUUAAUCUAGCAUAAAAAUGAAAAUAUACUCUUCAAGAUCAAAUAUUGUGCGGUGAAUCACAUCUUUGUCUUUACAACACAGAACGUAAUUGUUUAUCAUCAGAAAACAGUGAUUACUUUGUGAAAUUCUUUAUAAACUUUUUCUGAUUGCACAUAUACUUUUUCAAGCAGAUUAGAGCUACUUGUACUACAGACACAUUAAAUGUUCUUAGCUUGGGUCUCUUUAGUAUUACGAACAAAAAUUAUGAGGAAGCAACAGAUCACAUGGUCAAUUAUCAGUAUUUGCAGCUGACUUUUCUAAGAUUGAAUAAAUUGCAUAUUUUGUGUGAUUCCCGUCCAUCAAUCAUCUUCAUGUCUUUCAUUGUAUGCAAACUUUUAUGAUACAUAGGAUUGAAUAUGUUAUUGCAAAUUUAUAUCAGCAACUCAUUAUUAAUCCAAUAACCUUAUGCAUUGAGAAUGAAUCAAUUGAAAAAUAACUCAGAUGUUGAAAUUUGUGCAUCUUAUUUAAUAUUUCAUUCCAGUACAUAAAUUGGAAUUGUAAAGACUGUUUUCUAUAAUUAUCUUGUUUGCUGUCUUAGCAAAAAAGUCAUAUGCAGGUAUUAGAGUACAUGUAAUUCUUUCUCCUACAGUGUAUUCUUUAGAUCCGUCCACAAAACAUGCAUUCUUAAUAGGAUUUUUAGUUUUCAUGUCUUGUAUGGCAGUAUUUUACAUGAUGUGACGUCAAAUAAAUGUGAAAUAUAUUUUUGUAAAUUCUGUACAGAAUGUGUGAAUCAUAUACCCCAAAAGAUUUCUAUGUAAAAUAUACUAAUGCAUUCUAUGGAAAUGUAAAUCAUUAUUUUGUAUAUUUAAAUUUGGAGAUUAAAAAAAAGGUGAAUGAUCGGGGGUGUUUCAUUAAGCUCUUUAUUAAAGUUAGGCAUGACUUUGCGAACAACUUAAAUGAUAAAUGCUGAUUAUUUUUUUUACCUUAUUGCUAAGAAAGCAUGAAUGCUUGUAAGCAAGCAACCAGGUCCUCUCCAAGGGACCUGGUUAAUGAGGAUUAAUGCCUUACCAAAGGGCACUAUUGCACCAAGAGGGAUUCAAACCCGGGUCAACAGAAUCAGAAUCCACCGCUCUACCAACUGAGCUAUCCCGACUUGAUUUCCAAAUGAGUUUUCAAUACUUAUUAAUUGCAUUUGAGGAAAAGUUGCAGAAUGCACUUUUUAUUGUCCAUGUCUUUCUGGCAAAUUAUAUAUUUGGGGUCUGAAAUGUAAGAGGAUUAAUUGAAAUGCAAUUAUAUUCUUUUUAAAGAUCCAGUCAUUUUUCAUACAAGCUUUUUGUUAAUGCAGCGGAAAGCUGCACUAUGGAGUUACGGGUGUUAAUGAAACAGAAACAUAAAAUCAUGGAAAACUUUACUACAGCUACAUGUAUGUGAGUCACUCCCUGAUCAAGAACUAGAUUAUCUAAGUAAUUUAUCAAGUAUUCAUUGAUAUAAGUGAAUGUGAGGACAGUGCAGCAGAAUAGAUGUUCUAUGCACAUCCUGGGUCCCGUAACACAAAGGUUAGCAAUUAAUCGUACGCUUGAUUUCCACAAUUGAUUGUA